UAUUGAUGAUUAAGCGCGCCGAGUCAUGCGAUGAAUUUGUUUCGCAGGUGAAGUACGUUUUGCACCCAAGUUUUUGUGCUCAGUCAUUAUUUACAUUAUCCUUGAACCGACUUUUCUAACUAUAGCAUAAUAAUAAUACUAUGACAUAAUUAUAAGAAAUCUACUUGAAUAGCACAAUGGCAGCAAAUGAAAGGACACCACUAGUUAGUGGCAGAGUUUAUGUCAAUGGUUCAUUGCCUGGUGAUGUUGGUUAUGGUAACUCACUUCAAGGAGAAACAGACACUGAAGAUGUCGAGCACACCCAACACAUGUUAAAGGUCAGACGUACGGUCUCCUGGGACAGGUCACCAAGAUCACCAGAGGAAGUUCAAGAGAUGGGAACAAUGAAAGUAUUGUCAUCCAAAUUUGAGAGCUUAGACUAUGACAUUGUGGAGAAUUCAUUGUAUUUCAAAGAACAGCAGCAAGUAGGGUCAAAGUUGUCAAUGAUCCGAAGAAUAAAGAUAGCUCGCUGGCUGGUGAUGUUGUUGAUCGGUGUCACCACAGCGUGUAUCGCAGCGUUUAUUGAUGUUAUGAUUGACAAGUUGGCGGGCUGUAAAUACUCUAUUGUGCGCAAAUUUAUUGACCAUGAUCUUGAGAGUACUAGCAUCAUACUCCCUUUCCUAUUAUGGCUGACAAUUGACGUUGGCUUUGUGGCUAUAGCAGCAUUUCUUGUCGCUUAUAUUGAGUUGUCAUAUUAUGGCUGGUAUAAAUGGUUUUAA
Anneissia japonica is the source of this 758-nucleotide messenger RNA. RefSeq names its product H(+)/Cl(-) exchange transporter 7-like. The record is from RefSeq and is a predicted model, not a curated record. Gene Ontology annotation, cellular component: lysosomal membrane; intracellular membrane-bounded organelle. Gene Ontology annotation, molecular function: voltage-gated chloride channel activity. Bases 177 to 758 code for a protein of 193 amino acids. The transcript has 8 exons. NCBI's taxonomy places the organism in Eukaryota, Metazoa, Echinodermata, Crinoidea, Comatulida, Comatulidae. Gene Ontology annotation, biological process: chloride transport.